UUAUAUUCAUGCUUCCAACCAAUCCAAGAGUUAUUCUAUUCUUCAUUUUUUUGCAGAAACCUAUGCUCCAAAUCUGGUGAAAAUGGCUUCUCUGCCUUUCCACCAUAUUGUAUGGAAGAGAGUAAACAUAUCUGCAUCAAAAAAGCUGAACCAUCUCGAAUUCACCACUUUUGUCUUGCUUAGUUCUGGAAUAAUCUGACAAGAAAAUUAGACGCGAUCGGAUCCAGUCGAUUACGGCCUUCGCCCAACUCUUAAUAUGUGCAUGCCGAACCAUUCGCGGUUAACAAAACUUUCGCUCUUUUCAGUGCUGAGAAAUGUUUUCCAGUAGACUCAGUCUACUAUGCCAGUUUGCAUAUGGACAUAUAUAUAUAUAUAUAUAUAUAUAUAUAUUAUGAAUAAUUUUAUCUGCUAAUAUCCUGCCAAGAGCAUCCCUGGCAGUGUCUCUGAUUGGAUUCUUUUUCUAAAUAAGAUCCCUCUCUCUCUCUCUCUUUCUCCCCUUCCUCGUCCUCCUUCUUUUUCAUCCCAUAUGCUGAUAUUCUCACUCACUGCAGCUCUGACCAACCCAUAGUUUCAUCCCCCCAAACAAAGAGCUCUGCUGAUAGAUUUUACUUGCAGUUUGGGCUAAAAGUUUAGAGGGAAAAAGAAAUGCAAGAUCCAAUCGGGAUUCCGGCUUGCUUCUCCUUAGGCGAGAAGCUCAGCGAUGACCCGGCGGCUGUCACAAGGUCGGGGCAGAGCGUGUUCAUGUCUGUCUAUCGCACGAAAGUUGCUGAUCAGUGCAGAUUAAUCACCAUCACUUGGUGCAAGAACCUGAUGCUCCAUGGCCUCUCCGUGUCGGUGGAAGGCCUCAACAGGGAGAACCAGCAGACCUGCAAAGUCGAGCUCAAGCCGUGGUACUUUUGGAGGAAGCACGGGUCGAAGAGAUUCACGGUGGAUGGGAAGUCUGUGGAUGUCUUCUGGGACCUUAAAGCCGCUAAAUUCAAUGGAGAAGCGGAACCGAGCUCCGAGUACUACGUGGCUGUCGUGUGCGAUGAGGAGGUCGUGCUUCUUGUCGGGGACCUGAAGAAGGACGCCUACAGAAAGACCGGGUGCAGGCCUGCUCUUAUCGAGCCCAUCCUCGUCUCGAAGAAGGAACAUAUAUUUGGUAAGAAGAAGUUCUCUACACGGGCUAAGUUUUACGAGAAGGGCAAGUUUCACGAGAUUUCCAUCGAGUGCAAGAAUCGUGCCACCAGUGGAAACAAUAGCAAUGGAAGUAGCGGCUCUCUGAAUGGCGUCGAGCCCGAAAUGGAGAUAAGGAUCGACGGGAAUUUAGUAGUUCAUGUCAAGCACCUCCAGUGGAAGUUCAGAGGCAACGAGUCCAUCUUCGUCAACAAGCUCAGGGUCGAAGUAUACUGGGAUGUUCACGACUGGCUCUUUAGUCCGGGGCUGAGGCACGCACUGUUCAUUUUCAAGCCGGUUCUAUCGUCGAUUUCUCCAUCAGCUAUUAUGUCUCCCCUGUCAUCAUCUCACACAGGAAGUUCCGGCUCAGCCGAGACGCUAGGCACGUCAGAGUUCUCCUUGUUUCUCUAUGCUUGGAAGGUAGAAUGAUAGAUACGGCAAAUGAACAAUUUAAGCCUAACAGAUUUAAUAGAAAGGACCACACGCAAGUCUGUGCCUUUUUACAAAAGGUUUUGUCCAUGCUCGAUUAACGUGUUGGGCUGUGACCGAUUCAGUCCGUCGUCGUGAUAAACCUACGGAAACGGUAUACAAGGGGCAUGUGAUGGACCAGCAAGAACGAGAAGAUGAGAGUGGUUAGAGUGCAGUUGGAUUUGGGAGAGAGAGGAGAGGAAUGGGGCAGGCUGAUUGGAUGGGCAUGAACAGCUGGGAAUUGAGCAAGUUGGGGCAAAACUGGACAAAGACAGAUUGGAUCACUUACAUAUUUGCCUCAAUGGCGUCCCCAUCAAUCCAUCUACCUAUCUAGAGGUGUCUCCUUCUAACAAAUUGGAUGCUCUCUCUCUUGAUCUGAUCUUGAUAAUUGCGAAAUAUAGAUUUUUUUCCUCAUAUUUUAAGUCUUCCAACCAAUACUGUGUUGCUAUUUCUCUGAAUUAUAUAUAUAUAUAUAUUAUUAAUGUAUACAAUCAUACAUGAGAAUUUGAGGAUAGGUUUUACAAGCUAGUGAAUGUCUGUAUCUGGCAAUGACAAUGCCUAUGCAUGUGAUGGGGAAGAGGAGCUGUUUCUUGUCGGGUUCUCUUGUGUGAAGCUUCCCCAGUUUUGAACACCAGAUAAUUGAUUAUGGAAGGUGGGAUCAUCAGAUCAGAUCAAAAGGAUCAAGAACUGAUGAACGUUACCGAGAUAUGAACUUGUAAUGUUUGGGAUUAGAAUUCUUGCUUGCAUGAAAGAAUGAUUCUGCAUAUGACCACGAUUUGAGUUCAUUAA
Molecule: messenger RNA, 2412 nt
Organism: Punica granatum (pomegranate)
Lineage: Eukaryota; Viridiplantae; Streptophyta; Magnoliopsida; Myrtales; Lythraceae
Source: RefSeq, a predicted model, not a curated record